AUGAUUUACUCCUUGCGCAAGGCGGCUGUUUCAGCUAGAAUAAACACAGUAGUUGUAUCGAAUGGUGCUACUAUGGUGCCUCGUGGAAUCCCUACUAUUCUAUCACAAUAUACUCCCAAAAAUAGCACUUUCAGAAUUUAUAAUAAAAGGUGGAAAAAAGAUGUUGUGUAUCUUUACCAGUUCAGUCGAGCUUCGUCAUCACCCAAUAUCUCACCAUUUUGUUUCAAAGUUGAAACUUGGUUACGAGCAAACAAGCUGAAACAUGAGUUGCGCAGUUACUGGAAUUUUCAACCAUGGGAAAGAUAUCUUCCUUUCGUGGAGUUGAAUGGAGAGAAAAUUUCCUGUUCGCAACUGAUUGUGGAGCAACUGCAGAGACAUUUCAAUUUAAAUGACCAGUUGGAGAAAGUUGAUAUUGGUGUUGCGCGGGCUAUUGAUAGGAUGAUUGAACGCAACACGCAUUACUUGUUGCUAUAUUUUAUAUUCGUAGAAAAUCUGCCUAAAUUUCUACAAGGAUUUGAACCUUCGUUAAUUAAACGAUGGUUUAUGCGUGGUACGAUAUCUCCUUUUCACGACAAGGUACGGCGAACAUUCGUAGAUAUGGGCUUUAGUAAAUGUUCGCGAAAUGAUCUUAUUAGUAUGCUGCAGAAAGACAUUGCUGCAAUUGAUGUCAUCUUAGGUGACAAAAAGUUCUUAUUUGGUGUGAAACCUACUUUGUCCGAUUUCACGGUUUUUGGACAUUUGGCCACAUCGUAUUAUUUGCCAUUUCAUCAGCCAAUAACGGAUAUAUUAGAUGAUAAAUAUCCACGAGUCAAAAGAUUGAUUGAGCGAAUGCGGCAACAUUAUUAUCCAGAAUGGGAAUUUAAUACAUAA
Molecule: messenger RNA, 870 nt
Organism: Cercopithifilaria johnstoni
Lineage: Eukaryota; Metazoa; Nematoda; Chromadorea; Rhabditida; Onchocercidae
Source: the annotation of a GenBank genome assembly